AUGGCCAUAAAGAGCCGACCCCGCGCAGCAUACCCCGUCGGCCAGGGAAUUAUGCGUUUUCGACAUUUCAUUGUUCCGUCCCGUCGCAGUAGAGUGGUGGACGGUGGUCGUGAAACGCGACCGGCGACGGCAGCGCUGCACAGGAGGUAUAUAACUGUUCUCGGUUUCAUCGUUUAUCGUCAUUCGUUUUUCUUCGGUCCUCUCGAUUCCGUCUGUCCCGCCUUCGUUCUGUUCCCAGUUCUUACAAACCGCGUUCCGACGUCGCCGUCCGCGUGGACGCUGCUCUUGUCGAGCUACAUACUGAAGUUCUUGGAAAACAUAAUAUCGUCAUAA
Molecule: messenger RNA, 333 nt
Organism: Macrosiphum euphorbiae (potato aphid)
Lineage: Eukaryota; Metazoa; Arthropoda; Insecta; Hemiptera; Aphididae
Source: the annotation of a GenBank genome assembly